AAGCGCAGCCUCAUCUUCGGUCUUCACCGGUCAGCGUGUGUCCCCUAGUCCGGUGACUCUUCGUCUCCACCUGCUUUUUAAUAUCUGUCAAUAUGUCCCGCUGCCUCGGCUUGGCUCGCCUCAUCCUCGGUUCUUCUCACAGGACCAAUUUACGGUUAACGUCUUGUGCGCGUGGACUGAGCACGCUAAAUGUCUCGCGAGAGCUCAUGGUUGGACAGCAGCAGAGGUGGAGCGGCCGGCCCGCUGUGUGGAGGUCUCAGUGGUCCUCUCUGGGCUUCACCCAGCAGUCCUUCUACAGCACUCAGGAAGUGGAGAAAGAGCCAGAAGAAGAACCUCUACACACCAUCAUCACCGAUACGGAGUCUGUACAAGGUAGUUCCUCUAAACAUGAAUUUCAGGCUGAAACAAAGAAACUUCUGGACAUUGUUGCCAGAUCUUUGUACUCGGAGAAGGAGGUUUUCAUCAGGGAGUUGAUCUCUAACGGGAGCGACGCCUUGGAAAAGCUGCGACACAAAAUGGUCACGGCUGGCGGGGAAACGGCUCCGAUGGAAAUCCACCUGCAGACUGAUGGUGUUAAAGGAACCUUUACCAUUCAGGACACAGGAGUUGGCAUGAACGAAGAGGAGCUGGUGGCCAAUCUGGGUACUAUCGCCCGCUCUGGAUCCAAGGCGUUUUUGGAUGCCCUGCAGAACCAGGCAGAGGCCAGCAGCACCAUCAUCGGUCAGUUUGGUGUCGGCUUCUACUCCGCCUUCAUGGUGGCUGACCGUGUGGACGUCUUCUCCCGCUCUGCAGAGCCGGACGCUCCCGGAUACAAGUGGUCCUCCGACGGCUCUGGGCUGUUUGAGAUCGCUGAAGCCAGCGGCGUUCAACAGGGAACUAAAAUUGUGCUGCACCUCAAAGACGACUGUAAGGAGUUUUCCUCUGAGGACAGAGUUAAAGAGGUUGUGACAAAGUACAGCAACUUUGUUAGUUUCCCCAUCUUCCUGAACGGACGGCGGCUCAACACUCUGCAGGCCUUGUGGAUGAUGGAGCCUAAAGAAAUCAGUGACUGGCAGCACGAGGAGUUCUACCGCUACAUCGCUCAGGCCUAUGAUAAGCCGCGCUACACGCUGCACUACCGCGCCGACGCGCCGCUCAACAUCCGAAGCAUCUUUUACGUCCCUGAUGCGAAACCCAGCAUGUUUGACGUGAGCAGAGAGAUGGGCUCCAGCGUGGCUCUGUACAGCAGGAAGGUCCUGAUCCAGACCAAAGCCACCGACAUCCUGCCCAAGUGGCUGCGCUUCCUUCGAGGUGUGGUGGACAGCGAAGACAUCCCCCUGAACCUGAGCAGAGAACUGCUGCAGGAGAGCGCCCUCAUCAGAAAGCUUCGAAAUGUCCUGCAGCAGCGAGUGAUCCGCUUCCUGCUGGACCAAAGCAAGAAGGACCCGGAGAAGUACAACAAGUUCUUUGAGGACUACGGGCUCUUCAUGCGGGAGGGCAUCGUUACCACCCAGGAACAGGACGUAAAGGAAGACAUCGCCAAGCUGCUGAGGUUCGAGUCGUCCGCUUUGCCGGCCGGCCAGCAGACCAACCUGAUGGAGUAUGGAUCCCGCAUGAAGGCCGGCACGCGCAACAUCUACUACCUGUGUGCCCCCAACAGACAUCUGGCCGAGCACUCGCCGUAUUUUGAGGCCAUGAAGAAGAAAGACAUGGAGGUCCUGUUCUGCUAUGAGCAGUUCGACGAGCUGACCCUGCUUCACCUCAGGGAGUUUGACAAGAAGAAGCUGAUCUCGGUGGAGACGGACAUCGUGGUGGAUCACUACAAGGAGGAGAAGUUUGAGGACAGCAAGCCAGCAUCUGAGCGGCUGACGCAGGAGCAGGCGGACGACCUGAUGGCCUGGAUGAAGAACGCUCUGGGUCCCCGAGUCACAAACAUAAAGCUGACUCCUCGUCUCGACACUCAUCCCGCCAUGAUCACGGUGCUGGAAAUGGGCGCGGCCCGCCACUUCCUCCGAACCCAGCAGCUAGCACGCACUCCUGAGGAGAGGGCCCAGAUCCUGCAGCCCACCCUGGAGAUCAACGCCGGACACGAUCUGAUCAAGAAGCUGCACUCACUGAAGGACACAAACUCUGAACUGGCUGGUUUGCUGCUGGAACAGAUCUACGACAACGCCAUGAUUGCAGCCGGCCUGAACGACGACCCCCGGCCGAUGAUUUCACGCCUCAACGAGCUCCUGGCCAGAGCUCUGGAGAAACACUGACGGCUCGUCUCGCUUCAGAUGCCGAGUGAAGCGUCCGCAGCACCAGGGAGGGCUGACCGAGGACAGUUCAGGAGAACAGUACAGACUACUGUGGAUGAAAUUUGUUGCUGCACAAGUCAGAAUGAAAACACAGCUUCUCCGUCUGGUUGCAGUGUUUGAGACGUUUCAUCCGUUUUGAGACGAACAACUUGGUUUAUUUUUGAUGGACUCGCAUUCCGUUCAUGUCUGGUGUAUGAAAGUCAGUUUUGAAGUUUCUCCGUCUUGUUCUGACAUUUAAAUCUCCAAACAUUUCAUAAACUACUUUUAAGAUUAGGGAUGGUACCAUCAGUUGCCAAAUAAAGCUGUUUGACUAUUAAAGUGGAAACUACAAAUGCAGUGAAAUAAAAAAAAAAAAAAAAUAGAUAAACCCAUAAGUCUUGGAAAUACAAUUUUACUGCAUUCAAACUGUCUCUGCUGUGACCAGAAACGCCACCAGAAACCUUAUCCUGCAUCUGGUCUCUCAGACACUGAAGCAGCUCUCAGCAGCUUUGGGGUCAGCGUCCCAGCGCUGUCGGUCCGUCUAAAGCAUUCCUGGGCCGUCUGAGCCGUCACACCUACAGGCCUCGUUUCUCCUCGGUGAGCCGUUCCUCAGUUCUCACCUCCUGACUGGCAAACAGCAUCCGAUCCAGUCUGGAAUGUCAGGAUAGCUUGUCGAUGUUGGCCAAGAAGCGCUGGGCCCACCACUCAUCCAGAUCUAUGGGCACAAAGCCUGGAAAAGAAGAAACAAGGAUCUGAAUCAACGGUCUAAAAUAAAAUCUAAAGCCAUGCUGGAAGAUUUGCUCCAAAAAAAGAUUCAUAAAAUCAUGCUGUUCAGUAUUGUGAUUGGAAUAAAAACCAAGUCAAAAAACUAAUUUUUCAUAGACUUUUAUGCUGCUUUUACUGCCCUCUAGCGGUCGUAAUCAGAAGCUACAUAAGUUAAAACAUGCUCACCGUUUUAAAUUAUUUUGUAUUUAGAUGUGAAAAAUAUUUAGCCAACGGAUUCCUCAAUACUACUUUUUUUUUAUUAAAACAAAGUAUUAAAUACACCAUUGAUAUGCUUUGCUCUACAGAGUUAAAAUGUGUCACUAUUUUGCAGAUUUCAUUGUGAUAACAUAAAACUCAUGUAAAAUAUCUCCUGCAUAAACUUUGCCUGUUAACUGCAAUGAAUUUAAAAACUAUGGAUAUUAAAAUGUGUUUUGCCCUCUAGUGUUGA
Messenger RNA from Gambusia affinis (western mosquitofish), 3471 nucleotides. It is a transcript of the gene trap1, whose product is annotated as TNF receptor-associated protein 1. Gene Ontology annotation, biological process: protein folding. The transcript is spliced from 18 exons. Gene Ontology annotation, cellular component: mitochondrial inner membrane. Gene Ontology annotation, molecular function: ATP-dependent protein folding chaperone; protein kinase binding; ATP binding. NCBI's taxonomy places the organism in Eukaryota, Metazoa, Chordata, Actinopteri, Cyprinodontiformes, Poeciliidae. The record is from RefSeq and is a predicted model, not a curated record. Bases 93 to 2240 code for a protein of 715 amino acids.